AACAAAAUGAAAACGGAGGAAUGGAAACGCAUCACCGACCAAUUUAAUGCAGUUGUUACAUCAUGCCACCGUACACCUCAACAACUGCGUUUGAAGUGGGAAAAUUUAAAAAAAAAUUCUCGCAAACGCAAUACAUUAAUUAGGAUGAACAACAUUAAGACUGGUGGUGGUGGUCCAGAUUACAUCCCUCCGGAUGAAGUCCUAGACAAGGUAGCUACUUUGUUAGGCAAUACGGUGGAUGGUUUCACUGUUGAAUAUGGUGGCGAUGCUGAACUUGUGCCGGAGCCAACAAACUGGGCUUCUGCUAAUGUAAUUAUUGGUGAUGGUGGUGGUAUUGGGAGUGAUUUUGUUGUAGAAUCACAAAUUAUAAAAUUAGACGCCAGCUCCAUAUCUCCUGGAGUCCAAAUUUUACAAAAUGACGUAUUAAAUGAAGCAGAAGACCCAGGAAAGUGUUCAGCAAAAGAACCGAAGAAAUAUUUAUUCACUCCUAGAGCUAGUGGUUCCAAAAGAAAACUCUUCACCAAGGGUGAUGAAAACCGUUCUGCCAGGAAUCAAGCAAUAGCAAAUUAUUUUAUAGCUAAAACUAAGUUAUUAGAAGAGAACUUGGAAAAGGUGUUAUUAGAAAAAAAAAAUUACAACUAGAGAUAGAUAAUUUACAAAAAGAUAAAGGUUAAAUUAAAUAUUUAUUGUU
This is a messenger RNA of Melitaea cinxia (Glanville fritillary), 691 nucleotides long. RefSeq lists its product as uncharacterized. Bases 7 to 642 code for a protein of 211 amino acids. NCBI's taxonomy places the organism in Eukaryota, Metazoa, Arthropoda, Insecta, Lepidoptera, Nymphalidae. The record is from RefSeq and is a predicted model, not a curated record. The transcript has 3 exons.